Molecule: messenger RNA, 1220 nt
Organism: Tachysurus vachellii
Lineage: Eukaryota; Metazoa; Chordata; Actinopteri; Siluriformes; Bagridae
Gene: mrps2
Product: mitochondrial ribosomal protein S2
Exons: 4
Coding region: 52-825 (257 amino acids)
Biological process (GO): translation
Cellular component (GO): mitochondrial small ribosomal subunit; ribosome
Molecular function (GO): structural constituent of ribosome
Source: RefSeq, a predicted model, not a curated record
ACCAUUUCGUCUGACCUUCAGUGGGAGGAGCUACAGAAGGAACUCGUAAACAUGGCCGCUGGGAUACUAACCAAAGUAAUCCAUGGUGUAAGGAGUGCUCGGCUGGUGGGAGCCUUGUUUUCCUCCAACAGCCACACAUUCACCACUGCUGCCAGACCCACACCUGCUUCUCACAACGAGGACACUGAUGCGAACGAUAAGAUCAUGAACUUUCCUCUGACCCAGCCGGAUUUCUUUAGCGUGUCUGAGCUUUUUACUAUAAAGGACCUGUUUGAGGCCCGAGUCCACCUUGGCCACAAGAAAGGCUGCAGGCACAGAUUGAUGGAGCCCUAUCUGUUUGGUACUCGCUUGGACAUGGACAUCAUUGACUUGGAGCAGACGGCAUCGCACCUACAGCAGGCUCUGAACUUCACGGCACACGUGGCUUACCGUGGCGGCAUUGUGCUCUUCAUAAGCCGCCGGCGCCAGUUCACACACCUGACCGAAUCUACAGCGCAACGAUGUGGCGAAUACGCUCACGCACGCUACUGGCAGGGAGGUGUGCUUACCAAUGCCACCGGAGUGCGUCUUCCCGACCUUAUCAUAUUCCUCUGUACACAAAACAGCGUCUUUCAGACACACACUGGUGUACGCGAUGCCGCCAAGGUCAACAUUCCUACAGUGGGUAUCAUCGACUCAGACUGUGACCCAAGCCUUAUCACAUAUCCAGUGCCAGGCAACGAUGACACUCCGGCUGCAGUGGAGCUGUACUGCCGUCUGUUCAGGAUGGCUAUCAACAGGGCAAAGGACAAGAGGAAGCAAAUGGAGCUGCUCAAGGGGAUAUGAAUAACAGAAAAAAGAGUGAAACAUUCUAGAGACACAAAGAAUUGUUAAAUGCAAAUUCUGCACUUCGGUCUUCACAAUUCAGAACUUAAUUUGAAGUUUUUGGUCAUAUUUUUCCCUCUCCUCAAACACACCACUGACAGAAUCAGUUAAUUAUCAAAGCUAACACCAUCUCUGGGUGUGUCCAAGCAGGGAUUCUCUAAAAUAUGGAGUGUAUUUGAAUGUGUCUUCAGAUUUAGGUUAAAAAAAAAAACACUCUCAUAACAGAGAUAAAGAAAUGUUUGAGGCACCGAGGUCCUUCAAUAAGGCAAGGAUCCUGAAGACUGCAGGAUUUUUUGUGUAUCAUAUGAAGUUUUGAUGUAUUAUUAAAAGUUUGUGUUCAUCACAAAGAAAAAAGA